Messenger RNA from Belonocnema kinseyi, 960 nucleotides. RefSeq lists its product as uncharacterized. Gene Ontology annotation, biological process: DNA integration. Gene Ontology annotation, molecular function: nucleic acid binding. The transcript has a single exon. The record is from RefSeq and is a predicted model, not a curated record. NCBI's taxonomy places the organism in Eukaryota, Metazoa, Arthropoda, Insecta, Hymenoptera, Cynipidae. Bases 1 to 960 code for a protein of 319 amino acids.
AUGAGGAUUUCUGAAAUCGCAGACCCAAGCAAAUUAGAUCCUGAGAUAGUAAAGGCCGUCGAGAAAGUUAAUCAGAAUUCCUGGGAAGCAACCGACAAAAAUGUAUUUUAUCAAUUUUGCUUGGAGCUUUCGACAUUGAGACCAAUGAUGUUAAGAGGAAACAAAAUAGUAAUUCUUCUAAAUCUGCGAUCCAAGACUCUAGAACUAGCUCAUGAAGGACACCCCGGUGAAACGGUAAUGAAAAGAAGACUAAGAGCUAAGGUAUGGCGGUCGUUGAUUGACAGGGAAGCCGAGAAGUUUGUCAAAAAAUGCAGAGAUUGUCUCAUGGUUAUGCAGCCAAUCAAACCACCGCCUAUGUCAAGACACAAAUUCCCUGAGGGUCCUUGGCAAUAUUUAGCUAUUUACCAUAUGGACCCAUCACCUAACCAAAAGAUGGUGUUUGUAGUAAUAGAUUACUACUCCAGAUAUCAAGAGUUGAAAUUUUUAAAACAAACCACUUCCAGCGUUAUAAUCCAACAUCUUACAGAAAUUUUUUUGACAUUGGGACUCCCGAAAUCUAUUAGAGCCGAUAAUGGAGCACAGUUCAUCAGUCAGGAAUUCAGACGAUUUUGUAAAGAAAAUAACAUUGAGCUGAUUCAUACCACACCAUAUUGGCCACAAGCAAAUGCGGAAGUAGAGAACAUGAACAAAUGCAUCCUGAAACGCCUUCAAAUUGGUUACGCUAACGAUCGGAAUUUGCAAAUGGAAUUGCAAGAGUUUACAUUGAUGCAUAAUGUUACUCCUCACGGAACCACGAAAAUGUCACUAUCGGAAAUGAUGUUUAAUCGCAAUAAAAGAGAUAAAAUUCUAUCAAUCCUUGAUAUAAAUGACGGGAGCACUGAAGAAGAAGCCAGAGAGAACAACAUUCUUAAUAAACAGAGAGGAAAGGGAAGAUGGGGCAAGAGGUACCUAAAAAGAUAG